AUGUCGAUUGGACAACCUCAAGCAUGGAAGGCGCAAGACGUCGAAAGUGAUCGCUCAUAUAUUCUGCGCCUGACUCCCGAGGAAGUUGAAGGUUUUCAAACGGCACUUGCGUAUACAAAGAAAUACCCCAACCCUCUUCUUGAUAUGACGCAAGCCGACUACCCAGUCCCCGAUUCAUCGAAGAAGGCACUCGAAACAGCCAUCGCUGCAACCUAA
Molecule: messenger RNA, 216 nt
Organism: Penicillium paradoxum
Lineage: Eukaryota; Fungi; Ascomycota; Eurotiomycetes; Eurotiales; Aspergillaceae
Exons: 1
Coding region: 1-216 (71 amino acids)
Source: RefSeq, a predicted model, not a curated record